Penicillium expansum is the source of this 177-nucleotide messenger RNA. RefSeq lists its product as uncharacterized. The transcript has a single exon. The record is from RefSeq and is a predicted model, not a curated record. The coding region runs from base 1 to 177 and encodes 58 amino acids. NCBI's taxonomy places the organism in Eukaryota, Fungi, Ascomycota, Eurotiomycetes, Eurotiales, Aspergillaceae.
AUGUCGAGAACGCAUGUGAGGAAAGACAAGAAGAUAAAUGGACUGCUCCAAAAGACCCCAAGAUGCUUUCCAUUUCCCACGCCGUUCUGUUGUGGCGAUGACCGUCACCAUGCAAUGCCCAUGACGAAGAAACAUUUCAAUGCUCCAACAAGAGCCAUUCAAUCAAAUCGAGUCUAG